This is a messenger RNA of Triplophysa rosa, 998 nucleotides long. RefSeq lists its product as uncharacterized. The transcript has 10 exons. Lineage: Eukaryota; Metazoa; Chordata; Actinopteri; Cypriniformes; Nemacheilidae. Bases 168 to 998 code for a protein of 276 amino acids. The record is from RefSeq and is a predicted model, not a curated record.
GUGAGCUGCAGAAUAUUGGCGUGACAGUAGGGAAAGCUAACACUGCUCGGCAAGGAUAUUAUAUAAAACAUAGAUUUGUACAGGCUACCGUAUUACGCUAUUUAACUGUUUUGUGGGAUUCAAGUCAUUUCUUCAGCAGCAGAUUUUGUGAAGGACAGCAGAGGAAAAUGGAAACUGCAACGAGACAACUUCAGAACUCAGAGAACAUUGAGGACAAUAAUAUUAGUGUCAGUCCACGGCCAUGUCAAGAGCUGAAAACAAAAUGCGAACGUCAUGAGGAAAUAGAAGGUCUUCUACAAGAAAAAGAAAAACAGAUUAAUGAUCUCCGUGAACAACUGCGUGACAAGACAAAAGCACUGCAAGAGACAACUGAAAAGACGAUUUGCUUACAAUAUCAAUUGGAGGAAAAGGACAGUGAAAUUGCACGUUUGAAACAGCAGCUGGUCCAACAUCCAGGACAAAUUCAGAAACAUGCUCCGAGUAUGAAGAAUGAAAGUGAAUGCAAGUCAGGGGAUAAUAAGAGAUGGAAAAUGGGGAUCUCUAAAUUCAGGGGAGUCAAAUUGUUCCCAAUUUUGGCUGGAAAAACACACAACUCACACAAGGGGUUUAUUGACACUCUGAAAAACCAAAUUCAAGAUCUGGAGAUCGGUCAUAAAGUGGAUGAGAGUGAAAUUGUUUUGGUUUUCUGUCCUAUUGUUUCUCGAGCUGGAACUGAUAUUGAGGCAGCAAUGAAAAAAAUAAAUAUCUCUACAGCCUCUAAGAUGGUGGUUCUAGUGGUGCUACAUCACACAUUUGAGCCAGAGAAAACUGUACCAGACAGCAGCAGAUGUGUCAACAGGACAGAUAUACUGACAGUGGACUGUCUGUUCUAUGAAGACACAGGAUUACUAAAGUGUCAGAAAAAUGAUGAGGCAAUCGACAAAGUUGUGAAGUGGUUAAUACAGCAGGGGGAGAAGAAAUGUAUCAAAGUAUGUCCACGCCGCGGCAAUGCAGAUUAA